GGGAAAACUCGGCUCCAAAAAGAGAAAAGCCCCAACCUACAAAAAUCAAAUCAGCAGAAUUGCAGAGAGUGAGAGAGUAAGAGAAAAUGGAGGGAGGGAGCUCAGAAUUGCAGGGCAUACAAGAAGCCAUCAGAUCCUCAGAUGUGGUGGAGAAUCGGAUUGAAUUACUUAAGAAGCUUGGCGAUUUGAAAAUAACAGAGAAGUCUGAAUUGGCUUCCCUUGCCGAGUGUUUGACAAUAUUCUGGGAGGAGUAUACUUGCUUGGAUUUAAGCCAGUGCAUGUUAAAUAGUGCUAUAUUACAGGUGGCUGCGAAGCACCUAGAAUCAGACACAUCCAACUGUCUAGCACAUUUCCUUGUCCUUGGGACCAAGGCAAGCAUAUGGUGUGGAAAGCACCUAAAAAUGACUCUUAUGUCAACCGAGGAAUCUCAAGAAGAAGAGCACGAGAACCUGUUCUUUCAGCUGUUUCUGGAUCUGCUGAGCUUUUUGAGGGCUUGCUUUUCAGCUUUGGCAAGAUACCCUGUUUCUGUUGAGAAGAUGACAGUGGAUAUAGUUGAAACAUUCUUAGAUGAAGAGUUAAACUUGAUCAAAUAUUCUAUAUCAGAGAUAAAGAGAAUUCAGUCAUUUGUAUCAGAAGAAGUAGUAGUAAAGGUCACACAGGAGGUCAUUGAUUCUGUAAUAAGACUGUGUGGAGCAUAUGCCCGAGCUUUGAAUUGGGAUUCUUGGGAAGAAAAACUCGAGAGGGAUAAAACUGACAUGGACUUUGAAGGGGCCAAUAGUAUGAAUCAUGUUAUUAAUGUAACAAAGUGUACAAUAGAAAAACUAUGUCAGAUGGGCAUUAUUGCAGCUAAUAAUGGCGGAAGUCUGGUACCGAUUAUUAAUAUGUCGUGGAAAGGUGUGGUCACUUUGCUUCAGCUCGGUGAUGGGGUAUUAGCAACAAAGGUGAAAGUAGCUGCUCUAAUUUCAAAUCUAAUCUCAUUGGUUAAUGAAUCUAUAAGACAUGCAUCUGAGGCAUGGUUUUCAUCACUGAAGGAAAACAUCUCUGUGUCAGAAGCUAGAAAGGCAUUUCUUCCUGUAAAGUUUUAUUUGGUUAAUGCAGUAAAAAUAUCUUCCCUAUACCCAUAUCAAGCAUAUCUGGUGCAAAGUGAGAUAACAAAAUGUAUCCUGAUGAUGUCAACCUUAAAGAUUUCAUUGAGCAAUGAAAAACUGUUAAAAACUGCCAGUGAUGUUUUCACAGAACUCUUGGAGAAGACAUCCUUGGAUUUGCUUAUUGCUCUACUGAACUCAGUUCAAGUGAAGCGGGAGCUCAAGGUUGAGAUUCUAGACUAUCUCUUCAGUGAAGGAAGCUGCACAAAUUCUGUUGCUGGAGAUCCGACUACAUGUGGGGAAGCAUUGCCCGGAGAAAGAACCUUCUUGAUUGGCCGUGUUUCAUUGUUUCUUAAUUUUCUGAGAUUUUCUCUCGAUCUUGACGAUGAUGUAAAGCUUGGGAUUGCUGGAAAGCUUGGUUGGUUCUUUGAUAUGUUAGUAAAUGAAGAGGUAUAUUCUUCCAUUCUUCAUUUGCAAGUUCCUGUGCUAUAUGGUUCUGGAAAAACUGUGGAAGUUGUCUGGCAGCCUUUGUUUUCUUCUAUUUUGAAUGCAUUGCAAAUCUACAUGCUUGUGGUUUCUUCUGGUCCUGCUUGGAGGGAGUUGGAGUCUUUUCUUCUUGAGAAUUUAUUUCACCCCCACUUUCUUUGCUGGGAGAUUGUAAUGGAACUUUGGUGCUUUAUGGUUCGCCAUGCUGAGUCAGGGAUGGUGAGUGGCAUUGCUGGUAAACUUUGCUCUUUAAUGAAGUUGGUGGCAUCUACUGAAUCAGUUCUUGUAGCUGAUUCUGCUCUGAGAAAAGUGGCAAGGUCAAUCAGCAUAAUUCUUACUUUUGGUGCACAAUCUAUGGUAGACCAGGUUUACAUGGCCAUUGUACGUGAUGAGGGAACCCAAUUGUCAUCAGUUAUGCGUCUGGCGUUGUUCAUGGAGGGCUUCCCACUGAAUUUACUGUCAGACACGAUGAAAAGAAUUGCGACGCAAAGGAUAAUUACUGAUUACUGUCUCUUCAUUGAAAAUUUUGAUGAGAAGUCAAUGAAAUCUCUUGAUUGUGGUCUUUUUGGGGCCCCAGUUUUUGCUUUGUCAGCUUCGUUGCAGUCUCUUCAGAUCAGCACAUCUGAUAUCAAUGUGAAGACCUUGAAGUUUUUAGUUGCCAUCAUUCAUAACUACAGGGUUUGUGAAGAUCAGCUAAUGAAGGACCAGUACCGUAAGCUUCUGAGUGAAACAUUAGUGAUCAUCUCAAAUAUGAAGCACCUAUAUGCAUCUCUUGAAAUGGAGAAAGUAAUCUGUGAGCUUGAAAACCUGUUUAUCUCGGGACCUGCUGUUUCUGAUACCCAAUUGUAUGUAUGCAAAACAGAUCUGGCUCUUUUCAUGGCAGGCCUUGCUCACAUGGAUAUCAAAGAAGCUGAUGAAAGUUCCAAGAUCUCUGCUCUAUGGGAUUUGUAUCACAUGUUAUUGGGAGAGCGGCACUGGGCAUUUAUUCAUUUGGCAAUUACAGCAUUUGGAUACUUUUCUGCUCGGACAAAUUGCAAUAAGCUCUGGAGAUUCGUGCCUCAGAAUGCAGCGCUUUCCUAUGAUCUGACUUCUGGAAAUGAGGCAAAUCUGGAGCGAUUUAUGUCUGAGUUCAAGGUUUUUCUUGAGAAGGAAACGGCACUUCUCACAAUAACGGCUAGCUCUGACCAGCUUGGUCUGCUUGUGAGGGAGGGUCUAAAACUAAAAGAAAUGUUCCAAAAGACUUCAAAUGUCGUCGUUGAGACUGCGGAAUGUGACUACAUGGAAAUUGAUGGUGAAAAGCAGGCCAUGGAGAUGAACAGUGGAAAACAAUCCAAUAGGAAAAGGAAAUUUCCUGAUGGAAUUGAAAAGGGAAUGGAACUGCUACAAAGUGGUAUGAAGGUUAUUGUGGAUAGUAUUUCUCAGUUGCAGCAAAAUGAUCAACCCAGCUCCAAUGAACUACCCGACAACUUCUUGACCACCUUUUCUCGCCUUGAAGCUGAAAUUUCUCAACUAGUUGGCCUGGCUGGUGGUGAUUAGGUUGCAAUAUUGUUCAUUGUUGGGAAGUUGUUUUUCAAUGCUUAACAAGUGAGGUACUUAUUCUACUGAAUUAUUAAACUUGCUUAACUAGUCAGUCUAUGUAACUUAUAUAUAUAUAGCCCUAAAGAAGCAUUGAGUUUGGCUUUCCUUCACAAUUUUUUGCCAACCUCUGAAUGUUUGGUUACUACUUUUAGGAAAUUACCGCUGUCAAUGUUUGUAUUUGCUCAAUGUCAGAUUGUCAAU
Rosa rugosa (rugosa rose) is the source of this 3350-nucleotide messenger RNA. RefSeq lists its product as uncharacterized. The record is from RefSeq and is a predicted model, not a curated record. The transcript is spliced from 7 exons. NCBI's taxonomy places the organism in Eukaryota, Viridiplantae, Streptophyta, Magnoliopsida, Rosales, Rosaceae. Bases 87 to 3107 code for a protein of 1006 amino acids.